UGGGGCCCCGUACAAAAAAAAGGUAGCGGAAGUGCGGUGAUGUCAUUUCCGUUGCGCGAAAACUGAACCUUUGGCGCCUCAGAUCAUCGCGAAGAUGACUUCAAACACUGAAUUAACACCGUAGCUAGAUACUUCUGUCAGAGGAGUCAGUAAUCUGCAGGUUGUGGAGAUGCACAGUCGCUCAGAAUGAAGCAGAGUAAACUCUGCUCGGGUCGCUGAUGAGCGUGUCCUCCGUUGUCAACGUCCGUCGAUCCGUUAGCUAAACAACUAAUUCACCUCCACUGGACGAGCUGGCUGUAGGGAACCGGGAGCGAAGACACUUAAAUUCACAAACCAGUGUGUGGUUCAAUCAGAGUCACCAUGAACAGGACCAAACUGAAGAAGGCGCCAGGAGGGCAGAAGAACAUCUCCUCCUUCUUUUCCUCUCAGAACCACAAGCAGGACUCAUCUUCCCCAAAAUUAUCCGUCACUGGCGCAGCACUCAAAAAAACUGAACCUCAGGUCAAAUAUGGCGAAACCUCAACAUUCAGACCUCAUUCCCCCUUAAAGAGGAGUAUCCUCGGGGACCUCGAUAACUUCCUGCCUUCGUCGCCGGAUCUUCCCCUCGCUGUGCCCGAGACGCCUAAGAGUCAGAUCAGGCAUGCUUCGUCUCCUUCUUCCAGCCUGGAGAAGCUCAACCAGCUGUCCCCCAUCUGCCGUAGCCCCCGAUCCAAAGGGCAGAGUGUACGGAGAGGUAUGAUCGAGGAUGGAGGAAAAACCAAGGGGGUAGAGGGAUGUUCCAGCUCCAUAAAAAGACUCAUCAGCCCUCCUCAAGAGUCAAACAAUGCCAAGAAACCAAGAACUAUCAAUUCACCGGCAAAAAGAACACUACUCAGCCCAACAAGUGUCAACCUGAAAGUUACCAGACCUAUGAUUGGCCCUCUGAAGACAUCUCAUUUCUCCAGGAAGGAGCCAGAAGGUCACAGCAGAGGUACUGAAGUUGUCUCCAAUGACAACAGAAACAAAAUGUUGUCACUGAAGUCUGUCUGGAAGAGAGACAUGAAAGAGGGAGCAAAAAACGGGAACGAUUCUGGUUUUACUGUGAUAACAGAGCAGAAGGCAACUGAGGCUAAAGCCAGUGGAAACCCACACACUCAUUCAGGUAACACUCUUACUGUGCACACGCACAAACCUGUCGCACAAACUAUCACACCUGCUACGCACACAAGUGGAGAGAUGGACCUCAACAAGAGAGGAGCUACAGGAACAGCAAUGACAUCAUCAAAUGGAGACGAAGACAAUGCGACAUCAUCAGAUCAGCGGCAAGCUGGAGGAAUGACGUCAGCAUGUCCUGUGGAGGAGGGCCUGGAUGAGAGCUGGUUUACAGACCAGAUGGAUCAUGAUGGAGUUCUUGUCAUACAGGAGAAACCCAAAAAACCUCGGAAGGUGCCAGAACAUGUAAUCCUUUCUGGAGGCAGAAACAACCGGUACUGGGUGUUGGACAUGGAGGAGACGCCUGGACACAAAACUCUGACGCUCACAUGCUCCAAGUCUCUACAUCCAACUGAGACGUGUCUGCUGAAGGAUGGAUGGGAGACGACGCCAGUUCGUCGAGGUGAUGUGGUGCAUCUGGAGGGCCACUCUGAAGGUGCAUCCUGGGUAGUGGACAGGGAGCAGGGCUUUCUGGUUCUACUACCUGACAGCCUCAUUUCUGGUACCAGCAUCUCGAGCUCCAUCCGCUGCAUGAGGCGUGCAGUACUGGGAGAUAUGUUCAAGAGUUUUGACGGUGGCUCCAAGCAAAUGUUGAACGGCACUAUGGUUCAUGAAGUCUUCCAGAGAGCUGCUACAGCUAAAGAUUUUUCUUUGGGGACAUUGUCUAAGCUGGCGGACCAGGCCCUGCAUAGUCCAGCGUACCUGGGGGACAUGUACAGUUUGGGUGUAAGCCAGGAGGAGAUGAAGCAGGAACUUCAUGAUUAUCUGCCCUCACUGGAACAUUGGGCAAAGGAAUACCUCAGCUCCACAACACCGAAAGCCAUCAGCCUCAAAAUCCCUAGUCACAGCAGAGCGCCGAGCAGGGGUCAGGACUCGGCCACUGUUGUCACGGUUACAGAGCUUGCAGACAUAGAAGAGAACGUGUGGUCACCGAGAUUUGGUCUGAAAGGGAAAAUCGAUGUGACGGCGCGUAUUCGAAUCCAAAGACCGCGAAACGGAAGUCACAGAACCCCGGAGGAGAAAACCAUCCCCCUGGAGCUGAAAACUGGAAAGGAGUCGAACUCUAUAGAGCAUCGUAGUCAGGUGAUUCUGUACACUCUGAUGAGCUUGGAGAGAUACAAUCCGGAAGCUGGCUUGUUGCUUUACCUCAAGACUGGCAACUUGCACCCUGUCGUGGCCAGCCACAUGGACCGCAGAGAGCUGCUGAAGCUGAGGAAUACCUUGGUUCAUUACAUUCACAACUGUGUGGAGAAAGAGGCAGAGCGGAGCCGUUUGUCUCGACUUCCUGACAUCCUGACCAACAGACAAACCUGCCAGUAUUGUCCUCAGAGCAGGAACUGUGCUUUAUAUGAAAGGGCUUUGGAUGGCGGCUCUGCGGACGUUUCUGAGGAUGUUGUGCGUGACUUCCUUCAGCAAGAAACGGGUCACCUGCGCCCACCUCACCUGAGCUAUUUUUCCCAUUGGAUGCUGCUCUGCUUCCUUGAGGCGUCCACCAUGGAGGCCAAGAACGGUCGAAAGCGCGUGUGGCUCCAGACGGCAGAGGAGAGUGAGAAGAACGGUAGCUGUGUGGGGAAUGUGCAGCUCAGUGGCCCAGUGAUGGUGCGGUCUGAAGGGGUUUUCCUCCAUCGCUUCCAGCGAAACAUCGCAGUGCCACAGAAGGGUUUGACCACCAGCGGUUUGGCCAGCGGUGAUCGCGUCGUCGUCAGUGACCAGGAAGGUCGCCUUGUUGGCUUGGCGACCGGUUAUCUGUGCGAGGUCAGCAGGACAUCGAUCAGCUGCACUCUGGACAGAGACCUGUCCAAGUUCAGCGGUGUGCUGUUUCGACUGGACGGUGAUGAAGGAGUGGUGGGCCUCAGCACUCACCUCACCAAUCUCUCCAGACUGAUGGAGAACUGUCUGGACAGUGAUCGUCUCAGGGAGCUGGUUGUUGAUCUUCGUCCUCCAGAGUUUAUUUUUAACCUCAGUUCUGUUUUGCCAAGAGAGGCCAAGGACACAGUGGCCAACAUCCUCAAAGGUCUCAACAAACCCCAGAAGCAGGCCAUGAAGAAGGUGUUGUUAUCUCUAGACUACACGCUGAUUGUUGGCAUGCCGGGCACAGGCAAAACUACAACCAUCUGCACCCUGGUUCGCAUCCUUCAUGCUUGUGGGUUCAGUGUGUUGCUGACCAGCUACACCCACUCUGCUGUUGACAACAUCCUGCUGAAGCUGAAACGUUUCCGGGUCGGGUUUCUCAGGCUUGGGCAGGGACAGAAGGUUCAUCCAGACAUCCUGCCUUACACAGAGGAAAGCAUGAGGAAGAAAGGAGUUCAUACGCUGUCAGAGUUGGAGCAACUUUACAACAAGGAGCUGGUUGUGGCAACCACCUGUAUGGGCAUCAAGCAUCCCAUUUUCACACGUCGCCGGUUUGAUUUCUGCAUCGUGGAUGAAGCUUCACAGAUCAGCCAGCCUAUCUGUAUGGGACCACUGUUCUAUGCCAAGAAAUUUGUUCUGGUUGGAGAUCACCAACAACUGCCACCAAUAGUACAAAACCAGGAAGCUAGGUCGCUUGGAAUGGAUGAAAGUCUAUUUAAGAGAUUGGAGCUCCACAGUGAAGCAGUGGUCCAACUCAAUGUACAGUACAGGAUGAAUAGGCAGAUAAUGUCUCUCAGUAACUCCCUGAUGUACGAGGGCCGGCUGGAGUGCGGAUCAGAGAGGACGGCCACAGCCCUGCUCAGCCUGCCAUUUUUGAUUUCUGUGCAGUCAGAGCUCAGUUCCUACUCCAGGACUGAACCCCAGCACGACUUGGCUUGGAUACAGGCCACAUUGUCGCCUAGCAACCCUGUUUGCUUCCUCGAUUGCUCAAUGGUGCCAGCUCUGGAGUCAGUGGAGCAGGGAGGAAUAAGCAAUCACACCGAGGCUGCUCUCAUUCACAAGCUGCUAUCACUGCUGAUAAAGGCAGGGUGCAAACCGAGUGAUAUAGGCGUUAUCGCUCCGUACAGACAGCAGCUGAAGAGUAUCUCUGCUCUGCUGCAGUCCUCCGCGUUCACCGGUGUCGAGGUGAAUACAGUGGACAGAUACCAGGGACGGGACAAAAGUCUCAUCAUCCUUUCUUUCGUCAGGAGCACGGCAGAGGAAGGAACCUUAGGAGAGCUGUUGAAGGAUUGGCGUCGCCUGAAUGUGGCCAUCACCCGGGCCAAACACAAGCUGCUGAUGGUGGGCUCAGUCACGACGCUCCGACGCUACGCGCCUGUGGAGAAACUACUCAACCAUCUCCAGCAAGAGAACAUGGUUAUCCAGCUCCCACCAGCUGCCCACAAGGCCUUACCGAGCAUUCCCCUGUGAUGGAAAGCUGAAGACAUGGAGGUGUUUGAAGUCACCUGUCAUCGUGCCAAGAGGACAGAAACUGACUGCUGAUCUGCACUGGAUGAUAUGUCAGGAGGCUCAGGAGUCACUGCAGUCCUGUCCAUCUUUGGCAAAAAUAAUUCUGCUGCAAGUAUCCCAGACAGUGACCGUCAGCAAGUGUUAAGCUCCACCUGCAAUUAAUUUAUGUCCUUCCUAAAGAGAAUUUGGUCGAGUGUUUUUGGAGAUUACACAAAUCAACACAUUAGGAUUGACACCUGUAGAUCUGCACCACUAUGGUUAAACACUGAAGGUUUUACAAUUGAAUAAUUUUACUUCUUCAUAAUUCAAAGCGCUUAGAAAAAGAGGUUACUUUUGAUGCAGAUGUUGAUCCAUUUAAAAUGCCUCUCAAUCAAAUGUAUCAACGGUUCAUGUCUGUGCUGUGAAACAAGGUACUGAGGGACUGAACAUCUAAAAGCUAGAAGAUGGUCGUCCCUAACCCCUAACCCUAACCCUAACCCUCGUUAAAAUGUGCAGAACUGACAAUGAUGGAUUAUGGUACUGAGCAUCCAACCUGAAUUCUGAGAGCUCACUAUUCAUCAACACAUAUUUCUGAUCGAAUACCUCAUUACACCAUAACAUUUUAGCCUCGAGAUUUCUUUCUUUGAUGAAUCCUUUAGACAGACAACAGAGAAUCAUUAGUAAUGUGAAUGUUGGGAGUUAUUUAUUGUUCAUGUCACUCAGCUGCAACAGUCAGAAAAGCUCUGAAAUUCAGUCUCAAAGAUGAAAAACUACAGGACACGAGUUCAAUCUGUUAAUAGACAAUACUGUCAUACUAUACACAAGUAAAAAAAACGGAAACAACAAACUGCUAUUUGAAUGAUUUGUUUCUCUUUGAAAACGUUGAGUUUUUGAGUUAAUUUCUUUGUGUACGAAGACAGACUGAUAAAGAAAGCUACCAGGUACAACUGUUGGAAAGCUUGGAAAGAAAUGAAUUCUCCUCAAACCAUUUCACCAACUCAAUGUGAAACUACUGAACUGCGAUGAUUUACCUGCUAACUUGAUGUGAUCAGAGCAUGUCAGAUAACAUCCAGGCCACCAGGCUGCUAACUGUGAUUUUACUUUUCAUCUGUUUUACUUGCAACACAACCUCUGAGUUUUUGUUCUGUAAUUUGUUUGAUUUUUACAUAUUUAAAAUUGUAAAUGUUUUU
Messenger RNA from Acanthopagrus latus (yellowfin seabream), 5720 nucleotides. It is a transcript of the gene dna2, whose product is annotated as DNA replication helicase/nuclease 2. Gene Ontology annotation, molecular function: single-stranded DNA helicase activity; 5'-flap endonuclease activity. The transcript has 25 exons. Bases 361 to 4512 code for a protein of 1383 amino acids. Gene Ontology annotation, biological process: replication fork reversal. Gene Ontology annotation, cellular component: cytoplasm. The record is from RefSeq and is a predicted model, not a curated record. NCBI's taxonomy places the organism in Eukaryota, Metazoa, Chordata, Actinopteri, Spariformes, Sparidae.